This is a messenger RNA of Salpingoeca rosetta, 393 nucleotides long. RefSeq lists its product as uncharacterized. The transcript has 4 exons. The record is from RefSeq and is a predicted model, not a curated record. Lineage: Eukaryota; Choanoflagellata; Craspedida; Salpingoecidae. Bases 1 to 393 code for a protein of 130 amino acids.
AUGGAUGUGGUGCUGGGCGAGUUGGCUGCGGAACGCGAUGCAGGGUGUGCUUUGGAGGCGGAGAGGCGGCUGUGGAACGUGCUUGCGCUCCUGUCCCCGCACGUCACAACAAUCACAACAAUCACAGCAGCAGCAACAGCAAGGACACCAGCAUCAAUAGCAAAGGUAAAGUGGUGCGCGCAGGCCAUUGCACGUGCUUUCGUGUACCUGCUGCCAUACCUUCGCGUGCGCCAAACGCUUGCUGAGGAGUACUUUGGCCUCUUCUGCCAACGCCGCAGCGGCGGUGAUGCAGCCUCAAAUGCCCCUCUACCACUGCGCCUCGGCAUCGUUGGCAUCCUGCUCACGUUUCAGCCGGCGCUGCUGUCCGCGCUUCGACGCCAAUGUACAUGUUGA